GCUCGAGCCGCUGGUGGCCAGGCCCGCCGCCAUGUCGGCCCCGCGAUCCCCAGCUGGCCGGCGGGGCGCAACGGCCUGCCGUAGGUGGAGGGGCCGCGGCGGCGGCCUUGCUCCGCGGCCCCUGCUGCGGGGCGGCCCGGCGGCCCGUCUCUGCUGGGCUGUCCCGGGAGCGCUGGAGCGCUGGACGGCCAGGGGGCCCGAGAGGGAGCCCGUCAUCGAGUGCGAGGUGCCUGUGGAGCACGGCGCCUCCGGCGAGGACCUCGAGUUCGACGUCGUGGAGGUGCCCGUGGGCCUCGCCUUCGAGUGCGGGCGCGUGCGCGCCGCUCUGCGGGAGCGGCUGGGCGCCGCCGCGGACGAGGAGCUGGUCGAGCAGCUCGCCGAGAGGUUCGCCAAGGGCAGCGGGCUGGACGGGGGCGAGAGCGAGGAUGCCGAGCCCCUGCUGAAGCUGCCCUGGGUGGACCUCGCGGCCCUGGCGCAGCUGACCUACUGGUACGACCGGCGCCCCGCCAUGAGCCCGCAGGCCGCGGGCGCCGGCGACGCCCCCAAGGACGAGCGCGCGACGGAGGCGAGGUUCGGCAGGUGGACCAAGAAGCUGUCCAGCAACAAGGUCGUCUACGGAGCAGUCGCCCUCAGGCACAGGACCCGGGCCCACCUGGGUGCGGAGGUGUUCCGCCGCCCGGCCGGCAUCGACGUGACGCGGCUGCGCACGCUGCAGCGCGCUGCCUCGCUCUGCGGCCACGACCAGCUGCUCGCUGUCGUCGAGGAGACGAUGCACCGCCUGAACCCGCAGAACGUUGCGCGCAUCCCCUGGGCGGAGGUGCAGAGGCACAACUCGAAGGACGACCUGUGGCUGCUGAUCGACGGGAGGGUGUACGACGUCACGCCGUUCCCAGACCCCCCCAGCGUCGUGAUGUUUUUUUUCUAG
Messenger RNA from Prorocentrum cordatum, 925 nucleotides. The record is from the annotation of a GenBank genome assembly. Lineage: Eukaryota; Dinophyceae; Prorocentrales; Prorocentraceae.